AUGACACGAAUACUUCAAGGAAACUUGAAUAGAUGUUCGCUUGCGCAGAACCUACUUUACCAGCGCGUAGCUGAGGACAAAAUUGACGUCUGCAUAAUCAGCGAACAAUACCAGAGCGCACUUGUUAAAUCAUGGUACGUGGAUAAGACGAGUACAGCAGCUAUCUGGAAUCAGCGUGUUCGCCAGAAGCUGACCAGCAUCGAGAACACCAUCUGUGGAUUUAAUGGCGAAGACUUAAUAGCUGGAGACUUCAAUGCUAAGUCUGUGGAAUGGGGCGCAGAUUUCUCAGACACCAGGGGAAACGAAGUUGCGGACAUGGCAGCGAGGCUCGAUCUUACGGUCCUAAAUACUGGAGUGACGUCGACAUUUAGAAGACCUGGUUAUCGAGAGUCAAUUCUCGAUAUUACUCUGGCGACUCCAAAAACUGCCAGUAGAAUCCAGGACUGGAAGAAGAGACUACCCACCACGUACACCGAGAUUACGAAAGAUGCAGCUGGAAUACCAGGAAGUUGGACAUUAAUGCUCUACGAAUCCCUCACGCGGGGGUGGGUGACACUGGAAUCACAUCCGUUCCCAACUAACAGCAGCGAGACGAAAAACAUUGUAACAAAAACGAUGAAGAUUAUAACUGCAGCAUGCAAUGCUUCUAUGCCACGUCGUAAAACACAGGACUUGCACCGGCCAGCAUAUUGGUGGACAUGCGAAAUCGCAGAGCUGAGGAAAAAAUGUCACCAACUCCGACGACGAGCAACAAGAGCUGCUAAGCACUCCCCAGCUCAGACCUACUACUCCAAUGAGUACAAGGCGGCCAAGAAGGAGCUCAAUAGAGCCAUCAAGUCCAGUAAAGGCAAGCUGUGGGCAGAAAUUUGCAACGACCUCAAUAACGAUGUCUGGGGCAAAGCCUACCAUAUAGUCGCAAAAGGAUUGGGUAGAACCUUACCAGAGCCGCCAAAAAGCCCGGCUAUGAUGAACCAGAUUGUUACUGAGCUCUUCCCAAACCACCCAGCGCGGAAGAAGAGUCGCUACAAGAACACCACCAAUGUGUUGCAGUUCACUGUUUCGGAACUGCAAACCGCAGCAAAAACCCUGAAACUAGGGAAGCACCCGGCCCUGACGGUAUUCCAACACAAGUGA
Molecule: messenger RNA, 1134 nt
Organism: Ctenocephalides felis (cat flea)
Lineage: Eukaryota; Metazoa; Arthropoda; Insecta; Siphonaptera; Pulicidae
Exons: 3
Coding region: 1-1134 (377 amino acids)
Molecular function (GO): catalytic activity
Source: RefSeq, a predicted model, not a curated record